GAAGACAAACCAGGCUGAAUUAAACAACAGCGGCAUCUCUCCAAAUUGUUUUCCCGGAAAAGCGUAAUUUUCCCAGAAAACAGAAAAGACUGUGUGUUUAGGGUUCUGGGUAAGCUGUAAACCGAAGAAGACGAGGGAAGAUGAUCGGAGUUGGGAAAAUGAAGCAGUACUCCAACGUCCUUGACAAGCCCCUCAGCAAAGGCAAACAAGAGGUGAGCUUGACCGCAUUUGCUUUCUUAUUCUCGGAGCUCGUUCAGUACAAUCAAACACAGGUCGACAAUAUUGCUGAACUUGAAAGAAGAUUAGAGGAUGCUGGGUAUGCAGUUGGAGCUCGAGUUCUGGAGCUUCUUUGCAACCGGGAGAAGGGCAACCGAAGAGAGACACGGUUACUCGGAAUUCUGUCUUUCGUCCAUAGCACCGUGUGGAAGGUGUUGUUUGGAAAGGUUGCUGAUUCACUUGAAAAAGGAACAGAACAUGAAGAUGAGUACAUGAUCAGUGAAAAGGAACUUCUCGUGAACAGGUUCAUAUCGAUUCCAAAAGACAUGGGAACAUUCAACUGCGGAGCGUUUGUUGCUGGCAUAGUGAAGGGAGUUCUGGAUAACGCAGGGUUUCCUGCUGUGGUUACGGCUCAUUUUGUACCCAUUGAAGGGCAGCAACGUCCUCGGACUACCAUUCUGAUCAAGUUUGCUGAUGAGGUGCUUAAAAGAGAAGCACGACUAAGCCAAUGAGAAAGCACAUUUUGUCACGAGCUGCCACGAUUUGGGAACUAUUGGCUUUUUGUGAACUGCUUGUGCAAUUCUGCAUGUCUGUCUUUUUGGAUAACUUAUAUCAACAUUCUGAAUUGUGCUUGUGCUGCAAAGCUCUUGUCCGUGCAUUGAUGUAAACUACAUACAGACCUUCUUCUUACAAUUGCAGCUGAUAAUACAACAAAUUCAUAGUUUAGCACAGUGGA
Messenger RNA from Eutrema salsugineum, 952 nucleotides. Its product is annotated as trafficking protein particle complex subunit 5. Gene Ontology annotation, biological process: endoplasmic reticulum to Golgi vesicle-mediated transport. Lineage: Eukaryota; Viridiplantae; Streptophyta; Magnoliopsida; Brassicales; Brassicaceae. The record is from RefSeq and is a predicted model, not a curated record. Bases 141 to 728 code for a protein of 195 amino acids. Gene Ontology annotation, cellular component: TRAPPIII protein complex; TRAPPII protein complex; TRAPPI protein complex. The transcript is spliced from 8 exons.